Acanthaster planci (crown-of-thorns starfish) is the source of this 4038-nucleotide messenger RNA. Its product is annotated as ADP-ribosylation factor 1-like. Gene Ontology annotation, molecular function: GTP binding; GTPase activity. The record is from RefSeq and is a predicted model, not a curated record. Lineage: Eukaryota; Metazoa; Echinodermata; Asteroidea; Valvatida; Acanthasteridae.
AUGUCACAUGGACGCUGAUCCUGCACAUGACUACUGGUAGCCGUAGCCAAGUAAGUUUUGGCAACCCGACAUGUUUUUUUUCCUCCACGUCGGCCAUUUUUAGUGCAGUGAGUACGAAUCCGGUCCCUGCGUGUGGCAUUACUGAAUCACGUGAGGGUGGGUUCACUUUGCUGUUGUACUAAGAUUUGAUGGUUGGACAUCGAGAAAAAAAGACUACGGUCAGUAGCACGGAUCAAACCACGGUAACCCACUGGGCUGUUCAGCCUGAUUCAUAACACACGACCAAAUGCUGUACAUGUAACCUUGCCGGUAACCUGCUUGUACUGCACUGUGCCAUUUGUCGUCUACGCACCACCCUUUUGGUAAAGAGACAACUGUUACUAUGGGUGCAUUUGCAAGUAUAUUUAAGAACCUUUUUGGCAAGAAGGAGAUGAGAAUCCUAAUGGUUGGACUGGAUGCCGCUGGAAAGACCACCAUUUUGUACAAACUCAAGCUGGGAGAGAUUGUCACAACCAUUCCGACAAUUGGAUUCAACGUAGAAACAGUUGAAUACAAGAACAUCAGCUUCACAGUCUGGGACGUUGGUGGUCAGGACAAAAUCAGGCCUCUGUGGCGACACUACUUCCAGAACACACAAGGCUUAAUAUUUGUGGUUGACAGCAACGACAGAGAGCGAAUAGGUGAAGCUAGAGAGGAGCUCUUCAGAAUGCUGAAUGAAGACGAACUGAGGGAAUCCCAUCUUCUGGUGUUUGCAAACAAACAGGAUCUUCCCAAUGCAAUGAACGCAGCUGAAGUCACCGAAAAGCUGGGCCUGCACAGUCUGCGAGGGCGAAUGUGGUUCAUCCAGGCAACGUGUGCCACCAGUGGAGACGGUCUGUACGAGGGCCUUGACUGGCUGUCUUCUCAUUUGAAAAACACCUCCAAAAAGAGAGGAGCUGUCACCAUGGGAGCAUUUGCAAGUUUAUUUAAGGGCCUUUUUGGCAAGAAGGAGAUGAGAAUCCUAAUGGUUGGACUGGAUGCCGCUGGAAAGACCACCAUUUUGUACAAACUCAAGCUGGGAGAGAUUGUCACAACCAUUCCGACCAUUGGAUUCAACGUAGAAACAGUUGAAUACAAGAACAUCAGCUUCACAGUCUGGGACGUUGGUGGUCAGGACAAAAUCCGGCCUCUAUGGCGACACUACUUCCAGAACACACAAGGGUUAAUAUUUGUGGUCGACAGCAACGACAGAGAAAGAGCAAAUGAGGCUAGAGAAGAGCUGAACAGAAUGCUCCAAGAAGACGAGUUGAGAGAUGCAGUUCUUCUAGUGUUUGCAAACAAGCAGGACCUUCCCAAUGCAAUGAACGCGGCAGAGGUCACCGACAAGCUGGGCCUCCACAAGCUACGCAGCCGCUCCUGGUACAUCCAGGCCACGUGCGCCACCAGUGGAGAUGGUCUGUACGAGGGCCUGGACUGGCUGUCACAAGAACUCAAAAAAGGGGGAAAAUAAGCACACGCCUGAUCUGGACGUUUUGAUGUGUGUAGAUAAAUCAUUUCAUGUGGGGAUUCUUGUCUUUUGGGGGGGUUCACUGAUAAAUUUUUCUUUCCUUUUUUCCAGGGGGGGGGGGUUUCGUGGGUGAGGUAGUUGGAGAUGGGUUUAGGAAGUGAAAUGGCUAUUUCUAAGGAAAUAAGUUUUCAUCGACAUAUGUUAUCCAUAGUUGCAACAUUUAGGAGUUGUAAAGAUAUUACACUGUAAUCUUUGUUUUUUCUUAAGAAGGCAUGCAGAAACAGCAUGCAAUCUCCAGCCCAUGACCCAAGUCAGUGAACAAAGCAAUGAGGAAAGCAAAUUGAUCUCUGAUAAUCUCUCUCAGACCUGUGGGCAAUUUCAAGGACCCAAUGCUUGUAUGCACAUGUCCACGUAUGCCUAGAGCAGGCCUCAAUCACUCAAGCGUCUGGAUAAGAAGCACAGUGUUCCGCUGCCACCUGUAUGUCGUACCCAUGUUAAGCAGUCAUUUUCUUUAACAAAAAGUUGUUUUAGUAUAUAUAAACGCACCUGUAAUGGUUGUGGGUAUAUCUAAAGCUUAGUGAUCUAUGAAAAAUUUAAUACUGUAUUAAUUAUGUCUUUAAAAAGAAACAAGGCUGACUCAACUAGAGCUCUUUGGGUUAGUAGGAUGCACAAACUCCCCAGUCAUAUCAGAUUCAAAGCUUUGUAGUCCUUCCCUGGAAUCCAUUGCUUGACCUUUGUUUCUUUACAUUUUGAGAGCGUACCCGGCUACAUCGUGCCAUUAAGAGGAUGCUGAUAGCUGACGUCCCAAGAUAGUGACGUCAGUGUGGGACACUGACAUCUUCCAUGACAACAGGGACACAAUCCAUGAGUUGUUGCAGUGGGGUUGCCACGUAUGCUGCAACUCGCACUGUCCGAUGGCACGUGCAUGUUGUCCGUGCAGUGCCAGAGGUCAUGCAUUGCCUGUAAACAGGGACCAUACAGAAACUAAAAGAGGUUGGGACACCAAUCCUUGCUCGUGGGAAAAGUAUUUUGUUACACAUGAAAGAGUUGAUCUGCAGUUGGGAUGUUCAUAACUUUGUGAUUGCCCUAAAAAAAAUAAACGGAACUUCGGAAUAUCACGCAUUUGUAUGCAGUGACUUCAAACCAGUCCCCGCUGUUCCAUUUGGUAUUUGGUCCUCUGACAAGACAUUCUGGUUUCAACUUUUCAGUUGACUCUUCUGUAUGUAGUAGUUAUUCGAGACUUGUGAGUCAACAAAAUUCCUCGGAGAAAAAAGAGCAGAGUCAUGUACUCUGAUUUUUAUAAUGGAAUACAGUAAUAUAUAUAUGUACAAACUACCAGUGGUCGCAGUGUUUUUUGGAACAAAUGGCCCAACUUUAAAAAGCAAGCACGUGUGAUCUGAAGAACCAGUUAAAAAGCAUUUGUAGUAAGCAGGAAAAACCUCGAGGGUUGGUAAACAGUGUAGAGGUGUUUCAACUUUCGUUGGUGUAUUUUUUUUUCUGAGGACUGGCAUUGAAUGUGGACUUUGCCCACAUCGUGUUUGCCACUUUGCACUGUCUCACAUGGCUUAUCUUAACCACGCAAUCGCCUGUAAUAUGUAGAAAUGUAGCAGUUUCAUUCUAACCGGAAAUCAUUUAACCAAUAAGCGUAGUAUCCUCUAUUGUAACAGGCAAUUCAUUGUAAUAACUGAUUCUAUAAAAUACAGGCCGUUUUGUCAAAUGUGCAAAUUCUUACAAUCUUGUGAUCUUUCUAAAGUGUGCAUGUAUAUUUUCCAACUCCGUUGCCGGUGAGUAUAGCAGCCUCAAUUUUUCUCCCAGUUUAGUUUUGGCAGUGUCUGAAGUAUUUGGAGAGGAAAUUUUGGAAAGCAUGGGACCAGGAAGUACUGCAGUUGCGACAUGUCAAAAAAACCACUGGGGAAAAUUUGCACGAAUUUUUAAGCGGACUGAAUUCAGUGGUAUCAUAUUGUGUGAGGUCCGUUAUAUUUAAAGGAACUAGUUAAACCUGAUAUGCCCCUGUGAACUUUUGCCAAGAAAUCCUGGUUGCUUUCUUCCUUGCAUUACCACGGCAGUGAAAAAAGGCAAAAGUUCCUUUUUUGAGAGAUGCGGCAUGCACUACACUGUUCUACACAUCUUUGUACAUGUACUUGAUCUUUAUAGAUUUGGACCUGCUGUUGUGAUUUUUCUUUAGUGUUCAUGUUAACUGUGCAGAAGUUAUUUCACGUCAGAGAAGUGGAGAUCCCAAUAAUACAGCAGCACGCCAGCCGAUCUGCGGUUUGUUGUAACUGAUUAAAGUGCACUUUAUGGUUGGCAAGACCUGGACACAAAGGUCAGUUAUUGUAAGCUAGACAAACCACAUCGUAAGGUUUAAUCUUGUGUUGGGAAGACGACAGUACGCUUUCUCUGUACUGAUGAAAAAUGUGAAAUGAUUUCCAAGCAGGUUUCUUUUAAUGUAUUGUUAUUGGUGUCUGUAUUUUCAGUUAUGUACAUGUACAAUUAGCAUAGUAUUGCAAACUGUGUGAAUAAACCUCCAAUUUGCAGAUGAGAUCGAACAAAUA